UCGGCGAUAGGGAGGAAAAUCGGCGAUAAGCACAAAAUCCGCAGCAGCCGCCCAGCCACCGUCCCUCACAGAGCGCUGAUCCCGCCUCCCGGCCGUGCGCCGCCACAGGCGGGGCCGCGCACGCGUGUCACAGCGGGACUAUCUGCAUGCAGAGAUUGAAGAUAAAGCUGACAGGACAACUUCUUUAGCCACCUGGCUUUGCUAUCAGACAAAAGGGGCCCCGAAGAUCAUCCCUGACCAUGCUGAGAUUCGGCCAGCACCUCAUCAAGCCCUCGGUGGUGUUCCUGAGGACAGAGCUGUGCUUUGCUCUGGUGAACCGCAGGCCGGUGGUGCCAGGACAUGUCCUUGUUUGUCCCCUGCGGCCGGUGGAGCGUUUCCGUGACCUGUGUCCCGAGGAAGUGGCUGAUUUGUUUUGUACAGCUCAAAGGGUCGGGAACGUGGUGGAGAAACAUUUCUGCGGCACUUCGCUCACCUUUUCCAUCCAGGAUGGCCCUGAAGCUGGACAAACAGUGAAGCAUGUUCAUGUCCACGUGCUGCCAAGGAGGGCUGGAGACUUCAGCAGGAAUGAUGAUGUCUACGAGGAGCUUCAGCGACAUGACAAAGAUGAUUCCCCUGACAAGUGGAGGACAGAGGAAGAAAUGGCAGCUGAAGCAGAAAUUCUGAAGAAGUAUUUCCAGGAAAAUUAGAGGUAACAAAGUGUUUGGAACACAUCCCAAGACAUCAGAAAGUCCCCAGAAAGAACAACCUCAUUCUCCAGUUCUCAGUAGCCCUGGAACUGCAGCUCAACAAUUUUAUUAUGUUCUACAAGUAUGGGAUUCUUCCAUGAAAAAUUUUAUUGGACCUUUGGAUAUCAUCAAGGUUGAAUUCCAGCUAAGACAACUAAACAGCACUGGUUCAAAAUAUUGCUCUGAAUUGUAACUCAUAUUUUUCUGAAUUGUGUACUUGGGAAUGAAUCUUUUUAAAUUGUCCCUUGGCCUAAAUAGAAAUAAAGUGCCAGGAAAAUCAAGUAGCUACCGCAUUUAGG
Molecule: messenger RNA, 1024 nt
Organism: Passer montanus (Eurasian tree sparrow)
Lineage: Eukaryota; Metazoa; Chordata; Aves; Passeriformes; Passeridae
Gene: FHIT
Product: fragile histidine triad diadenosine triphosphatase
Exons: 8
Coding region: 240-686 (148 amino acids)
Biological process (GO): purine nucleotide metabolic process; diadenosine triphosphate catabolic process; intrinsic apoptotic signaling pathway by p53 class mediator
Cellular component (GO): cytoplasm; nucleus; plasma membrane
Molecular function (GO): bis(5'-adenosyl)-triphosphatase activity; ubiquitin protein ligase binding
Source: RefSeq, a predicted model, not a curated record